This is a messenger RNA of Aspergillus japonicus CBS 114.51, 1045 nucleotides long. RefSeq names its product HD domain-containing protein. NCBI's taxonomy places the organism in Eukaryota, Fungi, Ascomycota, Eurotiomycetes, Eurotiales, Aspergillaceae. Bases 185 to 904 code for a protein of 239 amino acids. The record is from RefSeq and is a predicted model, not a curated record. The transcript has 4 exons.
CGGUUCGAAGUUAUCAAGGGGAAAGAAAACGAAAAUAAAAAAUACAAAAAAGAACCCGCAACAACACAGAUUUUCAAGCCAAUCUGUACGCAACCAUUGAAAAUAUCUCCAUAAUUCUUUAGAAUACUGUCUCACCAAUCUGCACACUUCCAAGUACAGCACAGUCCAGUCCACCAAAAACACCAUGGACACCUUCCGCCAGAUCCUGCAGGCCGCCCGCCAGUCCAACUACGGACGGUACCUCGUGGAAGAGGACGCGGUCUUCGAGUCCGUCGCCGAAGCGGUCCAGCAGCACAUGAGCCAGUACGACGCCUCGCACGACUUCCAACACGUCCUCCGCGUCGUAGCGCUAUCCUCGAAGAUCCUCGCCGCCGAGUUCGAGGCCGAGUCCGAGCGGCACGAAUGGUACCGGCCCGACCUCAUUCUUCUGAGCGCCCUGCUCCACGACGUCAACGACAAGAAAUACGCCCCUCCCCCGUCUGCCGCCGGGGAGCAGGUGUCCAAGGUCGCUGUGGUGCUUCGAAAGGCCGGCAUCUCCGAGGACGAGAUCGAGCACGUCGAGCAGGUCGUCAACCAUGUCUCGUACUCCACGGAGGUCAAGGACCCCGCGAAGGUGAUGGAGGUCCUGGAGGAUUAUCCGGAUCUGGCGGUCGUGCAGGACGCGGACCGGUUGGAUGCCCUGGGCGCGAUUGGCGUGGGCCGGAUGUUUACGUACGGGGCCGCGAAGGUGCCGGAUGCGAGUAUGCAGAGGUCGCGGGAUCAUGUUGAUGAGAAGUUGGUGAAGUUGGAGGGGAUGAUGAAGACGGACGUUGGGUUGAAGAUGGCCAAGGAACGGACUGAGAGACUAGUCACUUUCAGCAAGUGGUGGGAUGAGGAAGCUGCUCUGUUUGAGCCAGAACUAUAGGUUUCAAGGUUGAUGGUAUUUCGUCAGAAGUUCGGAGUAGGUUUACGGCGAAUUGGAGGGGAAUCUCAUUUGUUAUUCACUCUUCGUGAGGCCAAUCAUAGCGAUGUUUUGCAAAGAAGUCGUAUUCGUGUUCCGCGUAGC